Messenger RNA from Hippopotamus amphibius kiboko, 1534 nucleotides. RefSeq names its product serpin A3-6-like. Gene Ontology annotation, biological process: negative regulation of endopeptidase activity. Gene Ontology annotation, molecular function: serine-type endopeptidase inhibitor activity. The record is from RefSeq and is a predicted model, not a curated record. Lineage: Eukaryota; Metazoa; Chordata; Mammalia; Artiodactyla; Hippopotamidae. The transcript has 5 exons. Bases 54 to 1310 code for a protein of 418 amino acids.
UCCUGCGCAGGUGGCGGCUCUGGAUCCACCCCCCAUAUCCUGCUCUCCCAGAGAUGAGGGCAGAGGGACUAUCUCCCCUCCUGGCUCUGGGGAUCCUGGUGGCUGCGCUCUGCUCCAGUGUCCACUGCCUCCCAGAGGAUGGGACCCAGGAGGACCAGUGCAAAGCGGUGCCUGUGGACGACCACACAUUAGCCUCCAGCAACACCGACUUUGCCUUCAGCCUCUACAAGCAGUUGGCUUUGAAGACCCCCAAUAAGAACAUCAUAUUCUCCCCACUAAGUGUCUCCAUAGCCUUGGGCUUCCUGUCCCUGGGGGCCCGUGGACCCACCCUGACGGAGAUCCUGGAAGGCCUCAAGUUCAACCUCACGGAGACCCCCGAGACAGAGAUCCACAAGGGCUUCCAGCACCUCCUGCAGACGCUCGGCCACCCCAGCAACCAGCUGCAGCUGAGCAUGGGCAAUGCCAUGUUCGUGCAGGAGCAGCUGAAGCUGCUGGAAAAGUUCAUAGAAGAUGCCCGGACCCUGUACGCCUCUGAGGCCUUCUCUGCCAACUUCGAGGAUUCUGACGCUGCCAAGAAGCUCAUCAAUGAUUAUGUGAAGAAUAAAACCCAGGGGAAAAUUGUGGAGUUGUUCAAGGAACUUGACCCCCUAGCGAAGGUGAUCCUGGUGAAUUACAUCUACUUUAAAGCCCAGUGGAAGACCCUCUUUGACCCCCAGCAUACGAAGCAGGCAGAGUUCCACGUGAGCGAGAACGAGACGGUGGAGGUGCCCAUGAUGAGCAUUGGGGGCCUGAAGACGCCUUACUUCCGGGACGAGCAGCUGGGCUGCACGGUGGUGGAGCUCCCGUACAGCAGCAACGACAGCGCGCUCUUCAUCCUCCCUGACGAGGGCAGAAUGCAGGACCUGGAAGCCAAGCUGCACCCAGAGACGCUGAGGAGGUGGAGAGACUCACUGCAGCCCAGUUUGUUAGAUGUGCUUUACCUGCCAAAGUUCUCCAUCUCCAGCAAGUAUAAUCUGCGAGACAUCCUUCCUCAGCUGGGCGUGAGGAAAGUCUUCACCCUCACCGAGGCUGAGCUGUCAGGAAUCACAGAUACCAUGCACUUAGCAGUUUCCCAAAUGGUCCACAGCGCUGUGCUGGAUGUGGACGAGCAGGGCGCGGAAGCAGCUGCUGCCACAGGAGUCGAGCUUUCCCCCAGGUCCAUCGUAAGGACCAUUGUGCGUUUCAACAGCCCCUUUCUGAUUUCCAUAAUUGACAAAGACACCCAGAGCAUCAUCUUUUUGGGCAAAGUCAACAACCCCAAUCAAGCCUAGAGCUCUCCUCUGAGCUGUGGGUCCCCUUGCUAAGAAGCUGGGUGUUCUGGUCCCUGGGGUCAGCCUGGCCUCUGUGCACUGAGGAGCCAGGCUGCCUGGUCCUACCUGCUCACUCUUCGGAAGAUGACAGUGACUCUGCUGGGGGGUCCACAUGUACAGGGAGUCUGUGCCCUGGGCACAAGGAGGCUCUGAGUUCUACAACAGCAAUAAAUGACCUUCCUUGG